Dioscorea cayenensis subsp. rotundata (Guinea yam) is the source of this 1987-nucleotide messenger RNA. Its product is annotated as ketol-acid reductoisomerase, chloroplastic. Gene Ontology annotation, cellular component: mitochondrion; chloroplast. The coding region runs from base 32 to 1786 and encodes 584 amino acids. Gene Ontology annotation, biological process: L-valine biosynthetic process. The record is from RefSeq and is a predicted model, not a curated record. The transcript has 10 exons. Gene Ontology annotation, molecular function: ketol-acid reductoisomerase activity. Lineage: Eukaryota; Viridiplantae; Streptophyta; Magnoliopsida; Dioscoreales; Dioscoreaceae.
CUCUUUAUCACUCCUUCCUAAUCGACCCCUAAUGGCGGCUGCGACCUCGUUCUCCUCCGCCGCCGCUAUCGCCUCCCGCUCCAAAACCCUAAACCCGCCGUCGAGAACCCUGUGUUCCACCUUGAGCUUCUCCUCGUCGAGGUCUCUCGGACGUGUCUUUGCUGCGGUUCGAUCGAUGUCGGUCGGUGGCGCUGCAGUUGGGGCUAAGAUGGUCUCCGCUCCGGCUGUGAGCAAGCCUCCUCCUUUGCUUGACUUCGAGACGUCUGUUUUCAAGAAGGAGAAGAUCAACCUUGCUGGCCAUGAUGAGUUCAUAGUGCGAGGAGGGAGGGAUUUGUUCCCCUUGUUGCCCGAGGCGUUCAAGGGAAUCAAGCAGAUUGGGGUCAUCGGAUGGGGGUCACAGGGCCCAGCACAAGCUCAAAAUUUGAGGGAUUCGCUUGCAGCAGCUAAAUCUGAUAUCGUGGUUAAGAUUGGUCUUAGAAAAGGCUCUCGCUCUUUCAAUGAAGCACGUGCUGCUGGAUUUACUGAAGAAAAUGGCACAUUGGGGGAUAUUUGGGAAACUAUUUCAGGCAGUGACCUAGUGUUGCUAUUGAUCUCUGAUGCUGCUCAGGCAGAUAACUAUGAGAAAAUACUCUCUCAUAUGAAACCAAACAGCAUCUUAGGGUUGUCACAUGGUUUCCUUCUCGGACACUUGCAGUCUCUCCGCCUUGACUUCCCAAAGCACAUCAGUGUGAUUGCUGUAUGCCCCAAGGGCAUGGGCCCGUCAGUGAGGAGGCUCUAUGUUCAAGGGAAGGAGAUCAAUGGUGCAGGAAUCAAUUCCAGUUUUGCUGUUCACCAGGACAUUGAUGGGAGAGCAACUGAUGUCGCCCUAGGAUGGUCUGUCGCUCUGGGAUCUCCUUUUACAUUUGCCACUACUCUUGAGCAGGAGUACAGGAGUGAUAUUUUUGGGGAGCGGGGUAUUCUACUUGGAGCUGUGCAUGGAAUGGUGGAGGCCUUGUUUAGAAGGUACACUGAAAGUGGCAUGGCUGAAGAACUAGCUUACAAGAACACCGUGGAGUGCAUAACAGGAAUCAUGUCAAAAACUAUCUCAACAAAGGGAAUGCUUGCUUUGUACAAUUCCUUGUCUGAGGAUGGGAAGAAGGAAUUCAAUGCUGCCUACAGUGCAUCCUUCUAUCCUUGCAUGGAUAUCCUGUAUGAGUGCUAUGAAGAUGUUGCUUCUGGAAGUGAGAUUCGCAGUGUUGUUUUGGCUGGGCAACGCUUUUAUGAAAAGGAGGGCUUACCUGCAUUCCCCAUGGGCAAGAUUGAUCAGACAAGGAUGUGGAAAGUUGGCGAGAGAGUCCGCGCUUCCCGGUCCGCAGAUGAUCUGGGUCCUCUUCAUCCCUUCACGGCAGGGGUAUAUGUUGCACUAAUGAUGGCUCAGAUUGAGGUCCUAAGGAAGAAGGGACAUUCAUACUCAGAGAUCAUCAAUGAGAGUGUGAUUGAAGCCGUGGAUUCCCUGAACCCUUUCAUGCAUGCCCGCGGUGUGUCAUUUAUGGUUGAUAACUGCUCCACCACCGCCCGCCUGGGAUCAAGAAAAUGGGCCCCUAGAUUUGAUUACAUCCUCACCCAACAAGCAUUUGUUGCUGUGGACAAAAACACUGCCAUCAAUCAGGACCUCAUCAGCAAUUUCUUCUCAGAUGCAGUUCAUGGUGCCAUGGAGGUAUGCGCCCAAUUGAGGCCCACUGUUGACAUUUCAGUGCCCCCUGAUGCGGACUUCGUCCGUCCAGAACUGCGCCAAUCUAGCAAUUGAGGUUAUGAGAGUUUUGGUUUAAAUUGCAGUGCUUGCAGGGUGAGAUAAUUUAGUUGCAUUGUAAGCUUCUGAAUCCUGUGUUAUGUAUGCUUAUUAGCGGUCUUUAGCCUUUGUAUCACCCUCUUGGAAUAAGCAGCAAUGUUUGCUGGGUGUCAGACUUGCACUCUUUCGACUAUUUUAUUAGGAUUUGGUUGCUUCUAA